AUGGCCACAGGGGAGGACAAGGUGGGGAAUGAAGGAGCAACUUUUAUGGGCGUGUCGAUGAAGCACUUGUCGCUCCUGAUUCUCCUUCUCCAGAACAGUACACUCGUCUUGAUGAUGCGCUACUCCCGAGUGAACGUCGACCCAGACCAGCCAAUGUACCUCGCUUCAACAGCGGUCUUCUUUGCAGAGCUCAUCAAGCUGCUCGCCUGUGUAUUAGUACUCGCCUACAAAACGAAAUCCAUCCCACGCACAUUCUACAUCCUCCGCAAGGAUAUCGUCGACCAGCCUCAGGAGAUCCUCAAAAUGCUGGUGCCUUCAGGACUCUACGCCCUCCAGAACAAUCUUCUCUAUGUCGCCCUCUCCAACCUCGAGGCCGCCACCUUCCAGGUCACCUACCAAAUGAAGAUUCUCUCGACGGCCGUCUUCUCCGUCAUGAUGCUCAACCGGAGGCUGACUCGCCAAAAGUGGUUCGCUCUCUGUCUGCUCAUGGUUGGAGUCACGUUGGUCCAGCUCCAGAAUGUUGGAUCCAAAGUCAGUACUGUGGUGGUCGACAGCAAGGAGGAGGAUGAGUUCUCGUCCGACGGACUCGAUGGCGGCAUGGGUGACGAACUGGGCGAUGCUGGCAUGGUGGGCGAUAUUGUGGACGAGGAGACUGGACCUGUGCAGAACCCCUUUAUUGGUCUGGUUGCUGUCUUGACUUCAUGCGUGUCAUCUGGAUUCGCCGGUUGCUACUUUGAAAAGAUUCUCAAGGGCGCAGAGGCCGACAUGUGGGUCAGGAACAUCCAGCUCGGUCUUUCGGGAGCCCUGUUCAGUUUCUUGGCUAUGUUCUACGAUCGCCAGAGAAUCUUUGAGGGCGGUAUCUUCCAGGGAUAUACUGCCAUGACAUGGGUUGUCGUUGCCAACCAGGCUCUUGGAGGACUGUUGGUCGCCAUUGUGGUCAAGUACGCCGACAACAUUCUCAAGGGCUUUGCCACCUCGCUGUCGAUCAUCAUCUCGGGCAUUAUCUCGGUGUACUUUUUCGACUUUGAGCCAUCGAUCCAGUUCCAGCUCGGCACUCUUGUCGUCAUCUGCUCGACUUAUCUCUAUGGCCGUCCCGACUCUGCAGUUCCUGGGUUUAUCCGUCCCACCAAGAAGUGA
Molecule: messenger RNA, 1137 nt
Organism: Linnemannia hyalina
Lineage: Eukaryota; Fungi; Mortierellomycota; Mortierellomycetes; Mortierellales; Mortierellaceae
Source: the annotation of a GenBank genome assembly